AAAAGGUCAUGAUAGUACAUGUUGUGUUCACAACUUGUUUCCGCGGCUGCUAAGUGGCCAAAAAAUCAGUUGACACAAAUUUAAGUUCAUAAUUAUAGUAACUAUAGAUCACCCCUUUAAAGGAUAAUUCUGGUUUAAUACAACUUGGUUAUUUUUGUAAUUUUUAACUUCAUUUCUAUCAGGUGUGAUAAAAUUGUACUCAACUACAGUGUAGUCUGAUGGGGCAAGAAACACAAGUGGUCAGACAAUCAGACAGGUUGUGAAUAUACAUUUUAACUAGAUUAUAUAAACCACUUUUUGGGGGUAAAACUUAAAGUUAGCACACCCAAAAUGAUGGUUGUUCAUUGAGCAGGAAAACUGUGUGAGAACACAACUACAGGAAGCUGGUCAAAGCUGAACCAGGACGUCAUUAAAGUGUGAAGGAUGUUUAUAUUAAGCAAUUUGGCCACUUCUCUUUUGCUUCUAAAUAAGUUUGACUAACCUGACAGUUUGUUUGCUGCUCAUGUUCACUGCCUUAUCAAACUUUUUUCCACAAUAUUCCCAGAUCGCAGCAAUUAAUUUGGCUACUACAUUUCUUUUAUUACUGAGGGGAACAAUGGUCGACUGUAAAGCUAUGAAAAUAAGACCCAUGUUGUGAAAAUGGAUUUAUCCUUUUGGACCACAGAAGUGUUGCUCAUUGUCCUGAAAUCAUUCAAAAUAGGUCCAAAAUAGAAAAAGGUAACCAGUUUGAACCAAAUAAAUGCCAUGGAGUCUCAAUGAGUCAUGUGAAUCAUUCCUACAGGGACGAAGAGCUCCAGUUGUGGAUAUCCUCGGGUGAGAUGAUGCAGGCCGAUGAGGAGCUGCAGCCGAUCACCUGCUUCUGUAUCCUUGCUCAAAGAGGAAGUGCAGCCCCUCAGUUAUGGAGGAACAAAGACUCCAGAUCAAGCUUGGUAUCACGGUCUUCACCCUUCUUUCUCUCUCUCUUCUCUCUUCGACACUGUUGUCUUCCAAGGGUGCCUAUCUGUCCCUCAACAUUUACAUCUUCUUUUGCCUCAAAAUGCCCAGAGGAGGCCCUUUGGACAAGAAUUAUAUUAAAUAUGCGGGACAUUUUCAGUGUGAUCACAAAGGAUUUAAACAUGACAACCCACCAGGAUACUAUUACUAUGAAUCAGCAUAAUAAGUUCAUCAUUUUCUAUAAUGAGGACAUACCACCACAAUUUUUUAGUUACUUUUGCUACGCUCAGGAUUGUUGGAAAUCCAUAGGGAAUACUUUUUGCAAUAGUGAUAACAGCAUUGUGUCAAGUGAUUUAAAAGACUUUACUUCCCACUGGCUCGACAGUCCCGACACUGACAACUCAAAGGAAUAUCAGAGUGAAACGGCUGUCAGAGACAAUUUAAAUACAUGCAAACUUAAAAGUCUUUUGAAAUCCUGUCAAAACUACAACCAUCCAGGGAAAUCAUCAGGGAUGAAGAGGAAUAUAAUAAAGAAGAAGACUGUGUCCUUCGUGGAGGAUGUUGUGGUCUACCUGUUUGAUCAGGAGAGUCCCACCCUGGAGCUGCACUCAGAGACCUGCACAUCUCUGCCAGACAACCUGCCGGAUGUCACAUUAGAGGACAGUGGCUUGGAGUGGGAGGACGAUUUCUCUGCUUUGGAGAAGAACUGCCAGUUUCAGUGUGUCAGACGCUCAGUAUCUCAGAGCUACACCCUUUCCCUGCCAACGCAGAGCUGGACGUCUAUGUCUGAGCCAGAGCCUUUCUUUCUGUCCCAAACCUGCCUGUACCUCACCCAUGUCACUGAGUCUGACCUUGAGCUGUGAGAUAAAGGACAGCCAGCCUUGGCCUAAUGGAAAAACUGACUAAUCAUCCAGAUCUCAUCCUCUUCACCUCUAACUCAUCUCCCCACCUCCCUCCUCUUUUAUGAUGAGUCAGGGAUGAUUUUAAUGGCUGUUUUCCUCUCUGCUCCAAAUGGAUUCAAAGCACCUGCCGUUCAUGACAUCACAGCCUUGCAGGGCUGUGCGACAGUGCAUUCAGCGUUCACAGUUGUUGGUAUGACAUGAUCACUGACUGCGAUGUGAUUAAACAGUCAGUUGCAUAAGAGCACUGGUACCUUUCCAGCUGCAAACCGUUUUGGAAGCUGCUGUUAAUGCAAGGUUGUGUCCUUGGACCUGAGCUGUGAAAUGACAUACAUUUACAUUGGUAUAAUAAAUUAUUUGUGUCUGAAAUCCCAUUUUAUCUUAAAAAUGAUGUAACACAUUCCAGAUUCAUUGUGGUUUCAAGAUACAAAAAGUAUAUGUUGUUUAUACAGUUUGUUUUGCUCAAACAGAGCAUGCUUGUGGAGGCCCUGUUUGCUUGCCUCAUUACUGAAGUGUAUUCAGCUCUGAAUUUAUCAGCGGCUGUGGCUAAAUAAACAGUGUAAGCCUUAGGGCCAAUGGAGGCAGAAACUGAACAAACUAAAAGUAAUAGAUAAUGUUUCCACAGAGCCAGCAUCAGCGAGGUUUGGUUGAUUAGAUACAGUGUACCUGAGGAGGAAAGGAAACCUGGCAGGACCAGACACACACACACGCACACACAAACACACACAUACACAAACACACACACAGACACAGACACACGUGUAAGCUGUUCAAGGACACCAAAACCACUGGCAGUGCAGCUAAAAGUGUUUUCUACUAAGAGCUGGGAGCGUCACACCUGUACAUUACUGUUGUUGUUAUGUGGUCAGUGCUGCUAAAAGCCAUAUAGUGAAAUUAAAUCAGUAAUAACUGAACCAUAAAGUUUGUGUUUGUGCCAAAGUAUUUUCCCAAAUUUGCUGUUAAAUUUACUGUUAACUUACGGUACAGUAAAACAGUAAAAUGUGUUUGAAUGUUGCUAUAAGCUUAAGAGUAGGUGUGUUCAACAUGGAUACACGUGGGUGAGGGUUGGGGUUUGGGGGUAAUACAUGCAACAAUGGUUCCCAGCAGCCCCCAGGUCAAACAGACAGUGGGAUUACUGCAAGAUCACACGUCGAUGUGAGGAGGGGGUGUGAUGGUGAUUAUUCAAAUAAGGUUAAUUAUGUUAUUUAUGUUCUGUCUUGUUUAUUUAGUAUCUUUGUUUAGUUCUACUGUAGUUUCAGGGCAUUCAGAAACCUACUGGAUCCCAGUCUUUCACUGCAGGAUUUGUCCGGUAGAAAGUAAAUAAUGUGACAGUUUAAAUGAGAUAUGAUUCUGUACAUUCAGGGGCAGCCUUGAGGACUGUAUUCAAAUGAAGCAGUAGAGGAUGAUAAGCCACAAACUAUAUUAACUGCUUGGAUGACAAACUAAAAUGCAGUGUUCAAUGUCCUUUACAUAUUCUUUUAACUAACUCACUUAACUUCUAGUGUUUAGUAGAGACAUACUACUAUUGUGUAGUACAGAGAUACACUAAAUUAAGCAACAAAUGGUCAAACAUUUACAAACAUUUGUUCAAAAACUCCAGUAUUGACCAAUAUUGCUUUUGCUAUUUUAUUAUUGAAUAUUGGAUAGUGACUAGUUGUGUCAUCUGCAACCAAUAGGAUAAUCUUUGACAAAUAAUGUAUUUUAAAAGAACAAAACAAACAAACAA
Thunnus maccoyii (southern bluefin tuna) is the source of this 3558-nucleotide messenger RNA. It is a transcript of the gene bhlha15, whose product is annotated as basic helix-loop-helix family, member a15. Gene Ontology annotation, molecular function: protein dimerization activity. The coding region runs from base 756 to 1796 and encodes 346 amino acids. NCBI's taxonomy places the organism in Eukaryota, Metazoa, Chordata, Actinopteri, Scombriformes, Scombridae. The transcript is spliced from 4 exons. The record is from RefSeq and is a predicted model, not a curated record.